This is a messenger RNA of Trematosphaeria pertusa, 1285 nucleotides long. RefSeq lists its product as uncharacterized. Bases 102 to 1121 code for a protein of 339 amino acids. The transcript has 2 exons. NCBI's taxonomy places the organism in Eukaryota, Fungi, Ascomycota, Dothideomycetes, Pleosporales, Trematosphaeriaceae. The record is from RefSeq and is a predicted model, not a curated record.
UGCGGCGAAGCCUGACCGUUUGCGACCCGUCCUGCCGUCCUCCACCGCUCCGGGAAUAACUCACGCACCGUGACGCACGCACCGUUCCGUGCUCAAGAGCCAUGGCCGCCAAUGACCGUCGCGAGGCCGUUGCCUCAAGGUCACGCUCCUCCACACCGUCUCUUCCACCAGAGAUUUGGGCAAACGUCGUGCGGCACGUCUCUGACGACUGCUUCGCUUGGUUCGUCCUGCGCCGCGUCUGUCGCUUCCUCCGCCACAUCACAGAAGACGUCUUCAGCCGAUACGUGCUCCAUAAUCUCACCGUCCGCUUUGCUGGAGAACAUGCUAGGAGGAUUCUCUUCGACGUCUGGGACUGGAACGAGUACGGCGUUGACAAUGGUGGCGGCGACAUCGGCUACUGGCCCUGGGAACGCGUCUCUCCUCUCCAGGAGCAGUUCGCGACCUUCCCCUUCAAAUCUUUCACCUUCUCACCUGCCGACACCAAGGACAGGGUGAUCCUCACGCUGCGAGACCAGAGCAUUGACUACGAGGCCGGUACCAAUGACGACUACUUCGUGAGGGGAGACUGGACGCGAGAGUGUACUUAUACGCGGACCUUCUACCUCCGCCGUCAAUGUUGCACCUGUGACACCCGGAUCGAGACCACCGACGAAGUCGCUAGGUGCGAUUGCCUGGCCAGCCUCUUCUUCAACCCUUCUUCUGCAGACGACCUGAAGCGCCUCAUCAAUGAAUCCCACUUCGUGCUUCUGAACGACCAGCUGAGGAGUAUCCCAAUCCCCUCCAUUGCAGUCAACGAGCAAACCCGUGCCAUCUCCCUGGACUGGCGCCGACUCUGCCAGAGCUUCUACCUCAACGAGCUUCAGUGUCGGCGCGCCGCCGCACCAUGGCUUCGCUAUGUUUCGAUGGACGACGCAUCUGGUGAUGUGAGGGUGCACGAGGAUGAGGAUGGUUAUCAUCAUGCUUCCUUUGAGGGCUGGAGGACGCAGCCGUUUCUGGAGUUCCUAGGGCGAGAGGGUUGGCUCUUCUGGGACCAGGCGCCCACUGGGCCUUACCGUCGCUUGCGGACGCGCGACGGCCGAGUGACUGCGAUGGAUCCGGAUGUGCUACGCCGUACGGCCUGAUCGAUACCAUCUCACCUCUUUCCACCGGCUCAUCCUUCGAUCACUAAACGUCUCCGGUCAUCUCGAGUCGGAUCGUGAGCCUUUCCAGCAGCAACGAAGGUUUCUCUGGUUCCUAUGCUGUAUUCAAAUCCGGGGUUUCCAUGGCCGCCGGAGUGCUUUCGCAC